Molecule: messenger RNA, 408 nt
Organism: Mucor mucedo
Lineage: Eukaryota; Fungi; Mucoromycota; Mucoromycetes; Mucorales; Mucoraceae
Product: ribosomal protein L35A
Exons: 3
Coding region: 33-353 (106 amino acids)
Biological process (GO): cytoplasmic translation; ribosomal large subunit biogenesis
Cellular component (GO): cytosolic large ribosomal subunit; ribosome
Molecular function (GO): structural constituent of ribosome
Source: RefSeq, a predicted model, not a curated record
CAAAGCUUGAAGAACCUCCUCUUUUAUCCAAUAUGUCAUCUGACCGUCUUUACAGUAAGGGCCGUGUUUUGGGCUUCGAGCGUGCCAUGCGUACUCAAAACCCUAAUGUCUCCUUGAUCCAAGUUGAAGGUGUCCAAACCACCAAGGAUGCUCAAUUCUACCUCGGUAAGCGUAUCGCCUAUGUCUACCGUGCUCAACGUGAGAUCAACGGUUCCAAGAUCCGUGUUAUCUGGGGUCGUAUUGCCCGUACCCACGGUACCAACGGUGUUGUUAAGGCUCGUUUCCGCAAGAACUUGCCCCCUAAGGUCUUCGGUGCUUCUGUCCGUAUUAUGCUUUAUCCUUCCAACAUCUAAAUUGUAUUUUUUUAAAUAAACCAUUAAAAAAAAUGCAUAAUUUCAUAUAUUCAAA